Messenger RNA from Mixia osmundae IAM 14324, 183 nucleotides. RefSeq lists its product as uncharacterized. NCBI's taxonomy places the organism in Eukaryota, Fungi, Basidiomycota, Mixiomycetes, Mixiales, Mixiaceae. The coding region runs from base 1 to 183 and encodes 60 amino acids. The transcript has a single exon. The record is from RefSeq and is a predicted model, not a curated record.
AUGUUGCUUGACACGGCAGCUGGCAGACCAGACAGGACAGACCGCUCGCGAUAUCAGCCUGGCCCGAGCGCGAGCCGAUCGAAGUCGGGAAGGGGCCUAGCCAGACAGCCAGCGGGCCAAAUCGUUGAAACGCGAGAGGCCGGACAGAUGCACAUCGAUGCAUCAGGCGGACACAACAGAUGA